CUGCACCCGCGAGCUGGCGCACGUCCAAAGUGGAGAUAUGCAUUACGGGCACGAGGCGAUCGUCUCCUUCUCGUGACUAUGUGGGAUACUCCGUGCGCUGGACCAUCGCUCGUAGAUCAGUAGUGGACGCGCUGCUCCAGUGACCGAGUGCCCUCGGUGCGCCAGCAAUAUGGGCCUUUUGUUCUCGAAGCUCUGGAGCUUGUUCGGCAACGAAGAGCACAAGAUCGUCAUGGUGGGCCUCGACAAUGCUGGCAAGACGACCAUACUUUAUCAGUUCUUAAUGAACGAGGUGGUGCACACAUCGCCGACUAUUGGCUCGAACGUGGAGGAGGUCGUGUGGAAGAACAUACACUUUAUCAUGUGGGACCUCGGUGGUCAACAGAGCCUUCGAGCUGCUUGGUCAACCUAUUACACUAACACGGAGUUCAUCAUUGUUGUGAUCGACAGUAUGGAUAGGGAGAGAUUGGGUGUUAUUAGGGAAGAGUUGUAUUCGAUGUUGGAGCGGGACGAGCUUAGCAAGGCGUCUGUUUUGGUUUAUGCUAAUAAGCAGGAUUUGAAGGGAAGCAUGUCUGCCACCGAAAUAUCGAGGCAGCUAGAUCUGACGUCGAUAAAGAAGCACCCCUGGCACAUACAAAGUUGUUGCGCUUUGACGGGCGAAGGGUUGUAUCAAGGAUUGGAAUGGAUCGUUGGACGCUUAAAGAAGACAUGACGUAGGAUAUAGGAUUUUCGUGCACUUACGAUAAUGGAUUUGAGCUAUAGUGUGAGUGCUCCUAGAGUCGUGCAAUUUAACGACUAGCAGAUUUCCAUCUUUUUUCCAAACAGUUUUUGGAGUAGCGGUGUCUGUUGGAACCGUCGUUGAUAGCAGGUUGUUGGUUCAAAAGUUUCCAUUUGCAUUUUCAAAGAAGAGACAUUGGGUCGUAUUGAGUUUCGUAUGCAAUCGUAUGGAUAAGCACAUUCGUGUAUAUAGUAGUUUUCAUAUUAGCACGAUGAGAAUGACGAUGAUAAGCUGCUGCAAAAAUUUGGGCAUCUCGAUGCCAAUGUUAAUAAAGAGCCAAGGAUUCUUGGUAGUUUAUGCGUUAACUUGAUUACCGAUUGAAACUGAGCAGUGCAUCUUGUAAGACUUCCCGACAAGGUUAACCAAAAAGACAAGAACGUACGACAAGAAAUACAAAAACUAAUUAAAAAUUUCCAGCAUUAAUCGCUCGAUUGUACACAAUGACUCGGCGACGAGAUAAUCAUCUCACCGAUCUUAUUUCCAAAGUAAUAUUUUUUUUAACAAAUUAUUAACUUAACAGUACGCUGUUUAAUUUAAAAUUACAUAAUUAAGAGUUGUAGUAUACGCUUGAACGAUAAUUAUAGUUAAUGUAUAUUGAAAGAAGACUAUUCGUAAAAGAAUUUUCUUAAGAAUGCUUAGAUUUAUUAUGCGCUGUCAAUGUUAAUAGCUUUGAAAAUUAAUAUUUUAUAUGACAGGUCUACUAAAGCAUAGAUAGAUGUAUUGCUAAUUUUGCAUUGGUAUAGAAAUACUCCAAUUGGAUUAUUUUAACGAAUUUUUAAUAACAAUGUUAAGAGGUUAAUGACGAAGUUUCAAUAAGUAUUGUCAAGCUUGUUUAAGAAUGAAAAAUGAUGGGCAAUUAUUUUCUCAUAUUGAGAAAAAGAUCAUUUCAUGAUCUGUAUUGAUGAGAUUUUUCGUUUUCUAAUUACAUUUUUACGCCAUUGUCUCAUCGUUCAAUUUAUUGUAUCCACUACAGUAAUCGAUAAAUUAUUAUAUUUCUAUAAACUUAAUUAAUUAAAUAUUUUAUAUUCUGCCAAUUGUAACUGGUACGAAUGAAAGAAGGCAGUUUAAUUAGAUGAAAAUGAAAAUUAAUCACGUCCUUAACAUUUUUCUGAAGCCCUUUCUCCUCUCCUUUCCCCCAACCCAUGCCAACCCCCAA
Molecule: messenger RNA, 1931 nt
Organism: Ceratosolen solmsi marchali
Lineage: Eukaryota; Metazoa; Arthropoda; Insecta; Hymenoptera; Agaonidae
Gene: Arl5
Product: ADP-ribosylation factor-like 5
Exons: 3
Coding region: 170-709 (179 amino acids)
Molecular function (GO): GTPase activity; GTP binding
Source: RefSeq, a predicted model, not a curated record